AUGGAUGCAGCCGCGAGACCGUUACCGCCGGAAGGAGACGAGGAAACUCUCCCGAGAUGCUCCGGACGCAAGAGACGGGCUAUGCAGCAGAGACCCCUGAAGCAGUCCUUGAGCAGCUCGCUGUGCAGGGAGACUCACUGGAAAUGCCUGGUCCUGACCCUCCUGAUGUACAGCUGCUUUGGCGUGGUGACCUGGUGCCACCUGUCCAAGGUGACCAGGCUGGCCUUCAACAAGCCCUACGGCCGUGAGUCGAUGAUCUAUCACGAGAGCCCGUGCUCCAGCGGCUACGUCUACAUCCCGCUGGCCUUCCUCAUGAUGCUGUACGUGGUCUACCUGGUGGAGUGCUGGCACUGCUAUGGCAAGAGCGAGAUGCAGCACAAGGUGGACGUCAACAGCGUGUACGAGAGAGUGCAGCGCCUCCAGCAGGCCACCCCCUGCAUCUGGUGGAAGGCCAUCAGCUACCACUAUAUCCGGCGGACCCGCCAGGUCACCCGCUACCGCAACGGCGACGCCUACACCACCACGCAGGUCUACCACGAGCGGGUCAACACCCACCUGGCCGAGUCGGAAUUCGACUACUCGCGGCACGGAGUCCGGGACGUCUCCAAGGAGCUGCUGGGCCUCGGCGACUACCCGGCGACCAAGCUCCGCUUCACCAAGUGCUUCAGCUUUGCCAGCGCCGAGUCCGAGACGGCCUACCUGACCCAGAGGGCCCGCUUCUUCAGCCAGAACGAGGGCCUCGAUGACUACAUGGAGGCCCGCGAAGGCAUGCACCUGAAGAACGUCGACUUCAAAGAGCACAUGCUGGCCUUCUCUGACCCCAAGAACCCUCCCUGGUACGUAUCCCGCUACGUCUUCUGGACGCUUUCCUUCCUGGUGCUGUCAUGGCCGCUCCGGGUGCUGGUGGAGUACCGCACGGCCAGCGUGCAUUACCACGUGGAGAAGCUCUUCGGCCUGGACGAGGGGCUGCUGGCCCUCACCCCCGAGGAGGCAGGUCCCUACGGCCAGCGGGUCACCCGGGUCAACACCAUUGACAUGACCGAGCUGGAGUGGCACAUCCGCUCCAACCAGCAGCUGGUGCCCAGCUACUCCGAGGCCAUGCUGAUGGAGGCUUCUUCCUCCGGAGGUGGCACCAGGCCUCGCCAUCCCUCCUCCGCCACCGCCCCCUACCCCCAGAGGUGCCAGCGCUGCCGCCGGACAGUCAGCAGCUCCUCGCUGCCAUCGGCCCGCGAGCCAUGUGCCCGCCUGCCCUUCAGCCGCAGCCGCCUCUCGCUGGGCCGGCUCCAGGGCCCAGGCCGGGCCUGCCUCUUCCGGAGCCUGAGCGGAGGGCGUUUUGUCGAGGCCCCGGGGAUGGGGGUCAGGGCGGACGACGAGGAAGACGAGGAGGAGGAACAGGAGGAGCCGCCCUCUUACCAGGACGCCAUCUACUUCCCGCGCCUCAUCGUGCAUGCGGGCAGCGGUUGCCAGGGGCACCAGCCCCGGCAACAGGAAGGCCCGGGUUCGGGGCCAGACACACCGUUGUGAACUUUCACCUCCCGACUGUUGUCAACUGAUCCGCAUCACACCCAUCCCUCAAAGGAAAAAAGUCCUUCGCCAUCGACAAACUAAUCCCGUCCUUUUCCCUCGACCGGUUCACGUCUCGCUACAGGAACAGCCAAAGGGGGUGAAACUGUCAAAACAAAACCAAAAACAAACUACGGUUUCUCACCGCCACUGGUGCCCCCUCCCCAUACAUAUGUUCUCACUCUCCAAGAUGGCGGCCGUUUUAGCUCAAGGGGAGCUCAUGGUCAAGGGAAGGUUCCCCCCUGUCCCCAUGCCCCCCUCCUGAAAAAGCCUCACAACUGAGUUCCAACUUCACUGAACCACUGGGCGUUGAGUCCUCUGGGAAGAGAUUCCAGUGUCGGGGGGUAGAGAAAGAGGGAUGGGAGCGGAGGGAGGGAUGUGGAAAAAAUGGAGUGGGGAGGGUGCAGUGUUGAGUUAUCAGAAGGCCUCCUCUCUCUCCCGCUCCUUCCCUCCUUCACCUGGGGAUCAAAGGCAAACCGGGUUCCAGUUCCCAGAUAGACAAGGGCCUGGGGCAAAUUGCACUUGGCCAUUUGGUGGACCCCCCCCCACCCACUUCCUGCCGUAUGCCCGGGUGACGCCAUCUUGGAGGGCACGCCUCAGCCCCACUCUCCCCCACCUCAGUCCCUUGAGAGGUGCCUGUCCCGGCCUUACUCAACGGAGGGAGACUCCAGGAGAGAAUUCCAAAGAUUAACCACCCUCUUCCCCCAGCACGUCAUUCCAAAACAAUUAGCCCCUUGUCCUGAAACUGUGCCCCUCCUCUGCUCCGUGCUGGGGGACACGAUGUCUUACCCUAAUCGAAAUGUUACACAUUUCCAUCUGACCACCUCCCAUUCCUCCACACACACACACACAUCCAGUCCGUUAUGUACCCAGGGAUCGCUCGGUUAAACUUCCAUAAGGCAGUUGUGCCCUUCCUUAAAUAAGGAGACGGGAACUGUGCACUUUCCACGGCCCUAUGUGACAGUAGCGAAUCUUCUCUAGUAUUAUGCGCGGAUUAUCCCGUCGUGACCGAAGGAUAAUGCUCGGUGUGGGUUCCCCACCUGCUUGCCGUGAUCAAGCCUUAACACCGUGAUGCGUGGUACGUGGGUGCCCAAUUCCCGAUUUUCCCAUUUACGGUCUGGUCUACUUUUCCGUUCCCCUCAGCCGCCCACUCACGGAACCCGCGGCUCCCCUCCCCCUCCUUGCUGCAGCCGCCAUUUUGUUUUGUGGUGGUGGUGGUGGCGUCGUUGAGCCUGCCUGACCCAUCAAGAGUUCCCCCUUCCCCGGGGGGAUGUAUUGACCAGUCCUUUGGUGGGUGGGGGGGGGGGUGG
Chiloscyllium plagiosum (whitespotted bambooshark) is the source of this 2873-nucleotide messenger RNA. RefSeq names its product transmembrane protein 151B-like. The record is from RefSeq and is a predicted model, not a curated record. NCBI's taxonomy places the organism in Eukaryota, Metazoa, Chordata, Chondrichthyes, Orectolobiformes, Hemiscylliidae.